Molecule: messenger RNA, 645 nt
Organism: Aegilops tauschii subsp. strangulata
Lineage: Eukaryota; Viridiplantae; Streptophyta; Magnoliopsida; Poales; Poaceae
Source: RefSeq, a predicted model, not a curated record
AUGAGGAGGCCGCCGCUCGCUACCUCGACACCGACGCCGCCCGACGCCGCCUCGCCCUCGCUGCUGCCUCCUCUCCGUCCCCGUCGUCCUCGUCCUUCUCCCCAAGUCGCUCCCCGCGCCCGACUGCCCCUGACCCUGCUCUCCCGCGGUGAGGCCUCGUCCCCCCCCGUGCGCUCCCUUCCUUCCCCUCUAUCGCCGGCGCCGUCCACCCCACUGGUCGCCCCGCCGUGCGUGCCCGUCGCCUUGCGCCACCCCUGCGCCUGCGCGAGCCCCGCCGCCCCGCCACAGUCGUCCGCGGCCACCUUCACCUGCGCUCGUCGACUCCUCGCACCGCCGCCCCAUUUCCAUCCCGCGGUGGCCCCGCUACUGCUCGGCGCCGUCCGCGCUGACCGCGCCCGGCCCCGCCGCUCACCGCACCGCCUGGGGCCACGCCUUCCCCCCCGCAUGCUCUCUGUCGCCGUCGUUCGUCACCGUGAGCGCGCUCGCUGCCGCUGCCCCUGUCCGCCUCCCCCCCGCUCGCCGCUGCUGCCCUUGCGGGCUCGGUCGCGCGCCCGCGCCGCGCCGCCUCUGCGCUCCCGGUGCGCCCCCCAGCGCCCCAGCACCCGCUCGCCCGUGCGCCCGUGCCGCUGUGGCCAGGGCCACUGA